AAAACAAAACAAAAAAAAUCGAGCUACGUAUAUGAUUUCAAAUGCCCCAGUAGUUUUAUUAGAAAAGACAAAUUAAUUCAAAUAUGUAUUUAUUUGAGCCAAAAAAUCUCAACUAUUGUUGGACGCGUAAUGAAUAUGAACACUGUUUAUAAGCUAUUUUACAUUUUUUCUUCGACAUCGGUGUAUACUUUACAUUUAGAGCACACGUAUUUCACACUCACCGCUUUCCAAGCGCUCAGAUGCCUCCUACUGGCCAGCAGACACCAGCGCUUCCAUCGGACUUUUCCAAAGCCAGGAGCCUGGGUUCACACGGACCGUAUAGAUGAAACACUUCCGGUGGGACGUUUCGGACUGAAGCCUCCGAGGAACGGAAGUCGUGUGUACGCUGUGGCUGCUUGCGGAGAAGGGUCGAGGCCAAGCGUUCAGAGCUUCCGCUGCCGGACUUUGCAGCCGGUGGUUGUGACUUUGGGCUGUUUAGUGCCAUGCAUUCUUUACAAUGUGUCCUCCAAGCGCAGAAGUCUCUAAGGUGGGGGCCAUUGGCUGCUAUGUCGUGGCUGCUGCUCAGGACCUGCAGGGCACAUAGCAGCCUCCCCACCUCUGCAAGUCCCAGUCCAGAGAGGCAGGAGAAUGGAGUUCGAAAGGAUUUCAGCUCCAGGCUGGCCACUGGACCAACUUUUCAGCAUUUUUUAAGAAGUACCUCAGCUCCUCAAGAAAAGCCAUCUUCUCCAGAAGCAGAGGAUCCACCUCCCUAUCUCACAGAGGAAGAGCUUUUAGGAAGACAGAGAAAAGUCUACCUUGAGACCUAUGGCUGCCAGAUGAAUGUGAAUGACACAGAGAUAGCCUGGUCCAUCUUACAGAAGAGUGGCUACCUCCGGACCAGGAACCUCCAAGAGGCUGAUGUGAUUCUUCUUGUUACAUGUUCUAUCAGGGAGAAGCCUGAGCAGACCAUCUGGAACCGUUUACAUCAGCUGAAAACCCUAAAGACAAAGCGGCUCCGAUCUCGGGUACCUUUGAGGAUUGGGAUUCUAGGCUGCAUGGCUGAGAGACUGAAGGAGGAGAUCCUCAGCAGGGAGAAAAUGGUGGACCUCUUGGCCGGUCCGGACGCCUAUCGGGACCUUCCUCGGUUGCUGGCUGUUGUGGAGUCAGGACAACAAGCUGCCAAUGUGCUGCUGUCUCUUGAUGAGACCUAUGCUGAUGUCAUGCCAGUCCAGACGAGCCCCAGUGCCACUUCUGCCUUCGUGUCAAUCAUGAGGGGAUGUGACAACAUGUGCAGCUACUGCAUUGUUCCUUUCACACGUGGCCGGGAGAGGAGUCGGCCUGUUGCCUCCAUUCUAGAGGAAGUGAGGAAGCUUUCUGACCAGGGGCUAAAAGAGGUGACACUUCUUGGACAGAAUGUUAAUAGUUUUCGAGACAAUUCAGAGGUCCAGUUCAACAAUUCAGUGUCUACUAACCUCAGUCAUGGUUUCACCACCAACUAUAAAACCAAACAAGGAGGGCUUCGUUUUUCUCACCUUUUGGAUCAGGUUUCCCGAGUAGAUCCUGAAAUGAGGAUCCGGUUCACCUCUCCCCACCCCAAGGAUUUUCCUGAUGAGGUUCUGCAGCUGAUUCAAGAGAGAGACAACAUCUGUAAGCAGAUCCACCUGCCAGCCCAGAGUGGAAGCAGCCGUGUAUUGGAGGCCAUGCGGAGAGGGUCAGACUUACUUGGAGAGGGCACAUCUUAUACCUUUCCUUGUUUCUUUAAUGACAAAUAUUCACGAGAGGCUUAUGUGGAGUUAGUUCACCAUCUCAGAGAGUCUAUUCCAGGGGUGUGCCUCAGCAGUGACUUCAUUGCUGGCUUUUGUGGAGAGACAGAAGAAGAUCACCAGCAAACAGUGUCUUUGCUUCGGGAAGUUCAGUACAACACAGGUUUCCUCUUUGCCUACAGCAUGAGACAGAAGACACGGGCAUAUCACAGGCUGAAGGACGAUGUUCCAGAAGAAGUAAAAUUAAGGCGUUUGGAGGAACUUAUCACUGUCUUCCGCGAAGAAGCUUCAAAAGCCAAUAAAACCUCUGUGGGUUGUACGCAGUUGGUACUAGUAGAGGGGCUCAGUAAACGCUCUGUCACAGACUUGUGUGGCCGGAAUGAUGGAAACCUUAAAGUAAUUUUCCCUGAUGCAGAGGUGGAGGAUGGCAUUAACCCUGGGCUUAAGGUCAGAGCCCAGCCUGGAGAUUAUGUCCUGGUAAAGAUCACCUCUGCCAGCUCUCAGACGCUCAAAGGACAUGUUCUGUGCAGGACCACUCUGAAGGACUCCUUAGCAUAUUGUUGACCACAGUGGUUUGGGCAGUCCUUCUCUAUAGGACUCUAUAAAAUCUACUCUAUAGAAGUAGUCACUUCUGUACGGGAAGUGGGCAGUCUUUCUCUACAGGAAGGAGACGUCACUGGGCACUAGUGAAAGAGGUAAUGAUGCUUUGGAGAUAAGCUACAAGUGGUGAAGCAACUUUAUGUUAAAUGUAAAAAUGUAUCUCUUUACAAUCAUUAAAUUUACUGAAAAUUAAUGGCCUUUUUGUCUACUUUUACUUCAUUUUUUGCUUUGGUUAGUGUUUCUGGAUAGUCUCUCUCUCUUUUUCCUGGUACUGGGGAUCAAUUCCAGGGUCUUAUGCAUGCUAGGCAAUGCUUUAAUGCUGAACUAUAUCCCCAAGCCUUUAAAAAAUUUUCUUUUUUAGGGCUGGGGAUUUAGCUCAGUGGUCCUGCUGCCUGCCUUGCAAGCGCAAGGUCCUGAGUUCAAUCCCUGGUACCAAAAAAAAAAUUUUUUUCUUUUUGAGACAGAGUCCUAAGUUGCCCAGAUUGAGCCUUGAACUUAGGGUCUUCUUGCCGCAGCCUCCUGGUAGCUGGGAUUACAGGGGUGUGCCACUGCACCUGGCUUGUACAGUGCACCCAGCUUCUGAUGAUUUUGUUUGAUGCUAUUGAUUCAACUGCCUAUCUUCUUACUUUUUUAUAUGUAUUUUGCCUGAGGAUUUCCUCAUGGACUUUUCUUUUAGUCUGUCAGUUUAUUUUUGCCUUCAGGUCUGAGAGCACCUGGAAUUUUGCAAACUGUCAUUACUUCUUAAUAGGCUGUGGCAGUGGUGUUCUGUGCAUUCACUAUUGCAGUUGUUCUGUUCCAUGGGCAUCAUGAGAAAAACCCAGGAUAUGAUAGCCGCAGAAGGAUUUUGGUUCAGGUUUCCACUGCAUUGCUUAAAUGUUGUAUAAACCUGAGUAGUUAACUUUAUUUUUCUGAACUUUGAUCUUUUCAUGUAUGAUCUGGGGAUAAUAAUAAAAUUUUUAUCUCAUAUGGAGUUCAGUGAGAUUCUGCUUGUAAAGGGUUUCCCAGUGUUGGGCCUGGGGGUUGUAACUCAUUGGUAGAGUUCUUGCUUAGCAUGUGCAAGGGUUCAAUCCUAAGCACCAAACAAACACAGUAUUUCCCACAGAACAUUGUAAAUUCCUACCAAAUGGAAGUGAUCCUUGAAGGACCGUUCUUCUAAAACAGACUGUAUGUAUUAAAAUAUGCUGAAGUGUUUACUGUGUGUCUGACCAGGAUAUCCUUUAGGUCCUCUCAGUUGUUGAGCAUGACAACCCUCAGUUGGGAACCUCUUCCUCAGGUGCUAGUUUGGCGUGGGAAGAUUAGCUUUUACUCUUAGGGUUCAUCUUCUACUGAGAACACUUGUUAUUGCUCUUCAGUAUUUUAUUCAAAAGGCAUAAUAAGUUUUGAAGUUUUAGUAGUAGCAUUAUUAUCUGGUGGUAUUGGGGAUUGAACCCAUGGCCUUGUACAUGCAAAGUACGUGCUUCUACCACUGAGCGACAUCACCAGCCCUUGAAGUUUUAAUUUUAAAUAACAUCUGUUAUUUAGAUAUUUGUUUAAUAUAUAUUUUUUGGCAUUUAAUAUUUUAAAGCAUAUAUGUGGUAAGUAAUCCAAAUAAUACAGUGCUUAUGUAUAGUCUUCUUUCUCCUAAUCCCUUUUAUAGGAAUCCCUUCAUUUCCUUUUACAAUGGGAAGCUCUAGUAGAGCUUUGCAGAGCUAGUCUUGUUAAUUUCACCCUUUUGAAGUAUACAAUUCAGUGUUUUUUAGUAUAUUCACAAGGGGUUGCAACAACCAUCAAUGUCUCGCUCUAGAACGGUUUUAUCACUCUAAAAAGAAACCCUGUACCUGUUGGUCAUUCCCUAGUCUCCCCCCAACCCCUGCAAAACACUAAUACUGUAUAUACUUUGUGUUUCUAUGGAUUAUUUAUUCUGACCAUUUCAUGUAAAUAAAUCAUACAAUAUGUGG
Messenger RNA from Heterocephalus glaber (naked mole-rat), 4279 nucleotides. It is a transcript of the gene Cdk5rap1, whose product is annotated as CDK5RAP1 mitochondrial tRNA methylthiotransferase. Gene Ontology annotation, molecular function: tRNA-2-methylthio-N(6)-dimethylallyladenosine(37) synthase activity; 4 iron, 4 sulfur cluster binding. Gene Ontology annotation, biological process: negative regulation of cyclin-dependent protein serine/threonine kinase activity; tRNA modification. Gene Ontology annotation, cellular component: cytosol; mitochondrion. NCBI's taxonomy places the organism in Eukaryota, Metazoa, Chordata, Mammalia, Rodentia, Bathyergidae. The record is from RefSeq and is a predicted model, not a curated record.